Messenger RNA from Astyanax mexicanus (Mexican tetra), 2126 nucleotides. RefSeq names its product coiled-coil domain-containing protein 152. The coding region runs from base 597 to 1307 and encodes 236 amino acids. NCBI's taxonomy places the organism in Eukaryota, Metazoa, Chordata, Actinopteri, Characiformes, Acestrorhamphidae. The record is from RefSeq and is a predicted model, not a curated record. The transcript is spliced from 8 exons.
GUCAGUUAUCUUGUUUCUUAGCUAGUUAGUUAGCCAGUCAGGUAGUUAGCUGGUUAGCUAGUCGGUUAGCUAUCUAGCUAAUAAAGCUAAAAUAAAUACCACAGUCUGUGUAACCGGCUAUCAUUAACUAACCCUAGCAAAAUCAUACGCUAGUCAGCUAAUCUUCUGGAGCAAAUAUAUCACCUAUAAAGUAAAUUAGUUACAGUAUUUAUAUUAACAGACACCAGCAGGUUAACAAGAUAGCUAGCUAGCUUUUUAGAUAGUUAGCGAGUCAAUCAACUAGGAAGUUAGCAAGUCAGUUAGUUAGCAAAUUAGCUAGUUAGUUAGCUAGCCAAUUAGCUAGUUAGCUAGAUAGCCAAUUGACUUGUUAGUUAGCUAGUUUGUUAGCUGGUAAGCUAGUCAGUUAGCUAGCUAGCUAAUAAAGCUAAUAGCCUUGUCUAUUAUUCAAGAGAUGAGCACACAUUUAAUACACCACAAAAUACUUAUUUAGCUAGCUAAUUAGAUUAAUAUUGAGCUUGAAUUUUAGCUAAACUGGUUGUGUUUCAUGUAUUUAGGCAUUGCCUCCCACACCCCAAAAACAGAUAAGGUUAGCUAAGAUGAUCCAAUUUCAAGUGAAAAUAACGGAGUUAAAGGGGAAAAAUAACAUCUUUGAAAUAAAAUUGGAUGAAAUCAACAGGCUUUUAAAGUUUUCCCAAAACAAGGAAAAGCAUUUAACUGAAGAAAGAGACGGCCUGAUGGGGUCCAUUCAAAGCCUCCAGCAGAACCUACAGCAGCAGUGUGAUCUUCGAGUUGAAAAUGACAAUCUGAAAAGUGCUGUGGUUGAUAUGAAGAAACAAAUUGAAGCCCAAGUGCAGGAAAGGAAAGCUUGUGUUCAGCGGCUGGAGGCAGAGAUGAAAGCUCUGCAGGAGAAACACCAAAAGAUGAUGGAUGACUGUGCUAAUGAGACACAGAGGAGAUUGGAGUCUAAAGAUGUUGAACUGAAAGAAGCUCUGGAAAGAAAGGAAAGUGCCCUGGAAGAGAUGAGAAGAAAUAUGAAGGACCAGGAAAAAGAAGGGAAAAGUGAGAUCAUUAAGCUGCAAAUGGAGUUCAGUGCUAAGCUUGCCAAGGCUCAACGUGCAUUGGCCACCAACCAGCAGCAGCCACAAGGCUCUGGGAUCCUCCCUCAGAACAUCUUUAAAAGGAAGCUGCAGUUUCUGCAGGAGGAGAAGAACAAGGAAAUCGAGGCUCUGCGUCAGAGAGUGAAAGAGCUGGAGCAGCAGAAUCUGCACAGUCUGUCUGAGUCACGUCUAAAGAGGAGGAAGAUUUAAUUGGUUUUCCUGUUUCCUUGCUUGUUCCAUUGAUAUAUUGAUAUGUUGUACGUAUACACUACAGGUCAAAAGUUUUAGAACACCCCUGUUGUUUAGUAGUCCAGUAGCAGUACUUUAUCUUAGCAUGUUAGCAACAAUUUGUAUUACUGCACUUCACCUGUGUAAAGCUAAGCUAAAGGCUAAAGCUGUUUCCAUGUGGGUCAGCCAAAUGUCUUCCUGUUGCAGUUUCUCCACUUUGUAAAAGUCUUUUGAAGGUGUAGGAAACAGUACUCACCGCUUAGACUUCUGUGCUUCUGUGUCUUUUUCUGGUUAUUACGAUGAAAAUGUGAAUGUGCUGUGAGUAAAAAUGAGUAAUUGCUGCAGUAUAGAGUGCAGUAACGCUUUCAAAAUCUAUUUCCAAAUCUCAGUUUAUUCCCAUUGUUUCUAAAAAUCAGCACCGUUUUUUUUUUAUAACAGUAUGAUUUUUUCAUAUCUUUUUUUUUUAUAUAUAUUUCUUUACAAUAUACAAUUUUUUUGUAUAAUGGAUUUUUUUUUUUUUUUUUUUUUUACCAUUUUUGGUUAUUGACUAGACCUGAAGAGCUUAAAUGGCAAAAAUAAAGGAAAACAAAUAGGGGUAUUCUAAAACAUUUGACCGGUAGUGUAUGAUACAAUAUAUUUUAUUGAAUUAAUAUAUAAACUUAUAUACAGUUUAUCUUGUAGUAAAACAUUUCUGUUUUCUGGUUUCUCUUACACAUUACAAAAUGUGAUUUGCUGUGUAUGCACAGAGGUCAGUGGAGAGCACUGAAGGACUGUGGAGCUUGAGUUCAUCGCAAAUAAACA